This is a messenger RNA of Telopea speciosissima, 1858 nucleotides long. Its product is annotated as beta-glucuronosyltransferase GlcAT14B-like. Gene Ontology annotation, cellular component: membrane. The transcript has 5 exons. Gene Ontology annotation, molecular function: glucuronosyltransferase activity. NCBI's taxonomy places the organism in Eukaryota, Viridiplantae, Streptophyta, Magnoliopsida, Proteales, Proteaceae. Bases 222 to 1487 code for a protein of 421 amino acids. The record is from RefSeq and is a predicted model, not a curated record.
UUCUCUCUCUCUGUUUUAUGACAAACAGGUUUCUUGGUGCUUCAUCACAAUCAAGCCAGGUGUUUUUCAACUAUCUGACAUAAGCUCUUCAAUGCAAUUUCAAAGGAUUAGUUCACAACUUGACUGGAAGUAUUUUAUAGGUUAGAAGAAGUUUGGUGAAUCAUAAGUUAAAAUUUGGAAGGAUGAGAGAAACAGAGCAGAUUCCAUGAAAUUCUUUAGCUAUGGAAACACUAAACAUGGAGAAGAAAUGGGUACUCCCGCUUGUUAUAAGCUCCCUUAUCUGUGUCUUCAUCAUUGCUACUUCCUUCAAUAUGGGUCUUGUGUCUUCAAUGCAAACAAUCAAUUCGCUUUUCUCAAUCUUCCCAUCACAAGUCUCUGUAAAGCAGACGGACCCUGCUUUUGUUGAAUCAAAGGUUUUGCUUUCAGUACCACCACCCCCCAAGGUCCGUAUUCCUCGAUUUGCAUAUUUGGUCUCUGGAUCAAACGGUGAUUUGGAGAAGCUGUGGAGGACUCUUCGUGUGCUUUAUCACCCAUUGAACCAGUACAUUGUUCAUUUGGACCUGGAAUCAUCAGUGGAGGAACGACUGGCUCUUGCUUCUCGUGUAGAAAAUGAUACCAUAUUUGCAAAGGUAGGGAAUGUGCACUUGAUUACCCAAGCUAACAUGGUUACAUACAGAGGACCCACAAUGGUUUCGAAUACCCUUCACGCAUGUGCCAUCCUUCUCAAGAAAAGCAAAGAAUGGGAUUGGUUCAUAAACCUCAGUGCUUCAGAUUAUCCGCUCAUGACACAGGAUGAUAUUCUUUUUGCAUUUUCAUCAUUGGACAGAAAUCUGAAUUUCAUAGAGCACACCAGCCGACUAGGAUGGAAGGAGGGUCAAAGGGCAAAGCCAUUGAUUAUAGAUCCUGGGAUCUCUAUGUCAACUAAGUCAGAUAUUUUCUUUACGACUGAGCAGAGGCAAUUGCCUACAGCUUUUAAAUUAUUUACUGGUUCAGCUUGGAUGGUUCUGUCACGGGCAUUUGUGGAGUACUGCAUAUGGGGUUGGGAUAACCUACCAAGAACUCUGCUUAUGUACUACACCAACUUUGUGUCUUCUCCUGAAGGUUACUUCCACACAGUCAUCUGCAAUGUCCCGGAGUAUGCACAGACCGUUGUUAACCAUGACUUGCAUUACAUCUCAUGGGACAUGCCUCCAAAACAACACCCACACACCCUCACUGUUAAUGAUACAACAAAGAUGAUACAUAGCAAUGCUCCCUUUGCUAGAAAAUUCAAACAAGAUGAUCAUGUUUUGGAUAAGAUUGACACCGAACUCCUUCACCGGAAGUCUGGGAGCUUUGUCCAGGGUGGUUGGUGCUCUGGUAACCCCCCUUGUUCUGAGGUGGGGGACCCGAGCCGCCUUAAACCAGGACUAGGAGCACGGAGGCUUGCAAAACUCAUGGCUAGGAUAGUUUUGUCUCCAAAGUUUAGAAAAAACCAGUGUAAUUAGAGUGACUGAAAGCAUUCUUGCUCGAGGCUGGGAGGUUUUCGAUUCAGCAAAUACCAGUUAACCAUUGGAAAGAUUAGUCAAUGGAAUGGUACCAGUAAGGGCUCUUUGUCACUUGGUAUGCAAUUGUAUAGAGUUGGACCUAUGACAACUUCAUGAUGCCCACUGGCAUUGGAGCUUGAAAUUGUCAUCAUAAGUAUGGUAAUUCCAUUUUAAUUAGGAUCAAAGAUGGAGACCUGCUUAUAUCAGCAACAGUAUGUAACUGGCACCUGGGCUCUGUUUAUUGGAGCAAGGCUGAGAAAUGCAGGUAGCCACUCUUUAAUUAAGGUCGGCUGUGCUAUCCACCCUUGGUCACUCCUUAGGGUUUCUUUCGA